Messenger RNA from Drosophila obscura, 972 nucleotides. RefSeq lists its product as uncharacterized. The record is from RefSeq and is a predicted model, not a curated record. NCBI's taxonomy places the organism in Eukaryota, Metazoa, Arthropoda, Insecta, Diptera, Drosophilidae. The transcript is spliced from 3 exons. Bases 1 to 972 code for a protein of 323 amino acids. Gene Ontology annotation, molecular function: nucleic acid binding.
AUGGGGGACUUGCCUAAGGAGCGUCUGGAAGGAUCGCGGGCCUUCGAAGUAACUGGAGGGGACUAUUGUGGACCCUUUUUCUACCGAUCAGAAAUCCGCACGAGGCCUCCGAUCAAGUGCUACAUAAGCGUGUUUAUUUGCUUCACAUCUAAGGCCAUACACAUGGAGCUUGUUAAAGAUCUGACCACCGCAUCGUUCCUAGGCGCACUGAAACGUUUUACGUCCACUCGAGGAAGGCCAAGUCAUAUUUGGUCGGAAAAUGCUACAAAUUUCGUUGGCGCUAAGAAUGAGCUUCUGGAGCUGAAGAAGCUUUUCCUGAGCGACUCGCACAUGAAGGAAGUCCAUGAAUCCUGGCAUUUCAUCCCCCCGCGCUCUCCGCACUUUGGCGAAUUGUGGGAAGCGGCCCUUCGACGAGCUCCGCACCUUGAUCUGCCAGACGCGGCAAUUGUUAAUUCUCGCCCUUUGCUCUCGCUUUCAGAAAAUCCUGAUGACUUGGAUGUGUUGACGCCUGCUCAUCUGCUUUUGGGAGGCCCGCAUCAGUCAAUUCUCGAGCCUGACCUAACGAAGCUCAACUACAACCGUCUGGAUGGUUGGCAGCGGGUCACUCAACUGCAGCAGACAUUCUGGAGGCGUUGGCGCGAAGAGUAUCUGACUCUUUUGCAAGAGCGCUCGAAGUGGCGUACGCCUGCGAAAAACCUCUGCGUCAACGAUGUCGUCUUGGUGAAGGAUGAGAAUCUUCCUCCAAUGCGUUGGCCACUGGCAAGAGUGGUCAACGUCGUCAAAGGCAAGGAUGGAAUAUGCCGCGUUGCUGAUUUGAAGACGGCUUCAGGAACCAUCAGGAGGGCCAGAAUGACCAGAUGGCCGAAUCUGAAUCAGAUGUCGUUCAACCCGGACAUCGUCCGCGACAGCACAUUCCGCCACAACAGCAGAGACUCGAAUGUUAACACAUUCGAAUCAACAUCCGGCGAGUAG